AUGGCUAGAGAACAGUUGGAUUGGCUGUGUAUUUGCAUUGCUAUUAUAGCAACACUAGAUUUUGAUAUUGAUACAGAGAGAGAAAAAUUCUCAAAGACACAAAUGACAAACGAGAGUGAUGAAAUUGUUGAUAUAAUAGCCUGUUUGAAAAUCAUAGAAUAUCUUUGGAGUCACAAGUCAUUGACUUUGAAAUACAGAUUAUCAUUGGGCUUGGUGAGUCGUGUUUGGUUCAACCGUGUUUCAUAUUUGUUCAAUCAGAAUUCACAUUUUAUGUUUCGACACGACAAACCUCAGCCUCUGACAGACUAUAUACAACAUCUUGACAACCCACUUUGUCCAAUGAAAAACGUUAGAGUUAUCAAGAAAUAUGAUAAACAGAAACCUGACUCGGUUGAUCCACUAAGUGGUCUUCAUUUCGGAAGCAAAGAGUAUGCUCGACUUGUACCGAUCUACUCUAAUCUAAACAAGCUUGAGCUGUCAUUUCUAUUGAAUACUCCAUUGGUGUUUGUUCAAUUCACACUCAAAAGUUUUAUAAAAUAUUCAGGUGUUACAGAUACAACAACAACAAAAUCAACAACAACCAAUAGUAAUACUGAAUUCGUACCUGUACGAACUUCAUUGAGAUCGUUGACUAUAGAACUACUUUCAGACCCCACCAGUAUAAUCCCUCCCACCAAAUCAAUGAUUGAAGACCUAUUCGAUACCAUACUUAAUAUCUUAUCACCGAUAUUUAGAGAUCUAGAGAGUUUAACCAUUGAUAUCGGCAAUAGAGAGAUUAAAUCUACGGUUUUAAUUAGACUCUUGGAAAAUCAUCCCAAUCUUCAAUCACUGACUCUCAAUUUUGAAUGUGGAACUUUACAAUAUCAAAAAGAACUGUUUACAAAACUACCUCAAAACUUAAAGUUCUUCAGCAGCAAUAUGAACCCACAGCUACUUCCAUUAGAAAGCCUUUUGAAUUUGGAACAGAUUGCAAUUACCAAUUUGCUCGAUUCUGAUCUAACUAGUGAAGCCCAACGAUCAAUAACUCAUAAGAUGAGAAACAACACCAAAAUCAAAAGGUUCUCUCACCCAUUCGCAAUUCCAGUCGAUAUCAGCACAAAAGAUCUAUUCUUGCGAUGUACACAUCUCAAUGAAUUUCAUAUCUCAUUGGAGAGCACCCCACUUCCAACACCAAUCAAUGUUAUAUUUCACUCGAAUCUAAGGAAGCUAACAAUAGAUUGUCUUCUUAAUGAACCACUCAACGAGAAUAUAAUGUUAGGAUUGGAUCAUACUUCACUAGUAAAUCUUGAGAGUCUUACCAUCAAUGUGAAUUUCGGUUACAUCUUUGAUUUACUAUUGAAAUUCAUUCGAGGAAGUAAAUCGCUCCGACAUUUAGAUAUCAAUAGGCCUGGAGUAUUAUAUGGUAGCAGACAGUCAGAAAGUGAUUUAAGCAACCUACUCUCCGUACUUACUGAAAUCGAUAAUCAUCAAAUUUCGUAUUUGAAACUAGAUUACUUAGUGACACAACAAACCGAAGGUGAACUUAUUAGGUUCUUAUGUCAUAAAAACACAAGAAACAUCAGCAGUUUCAUUUGCUACUAUAUCAACACCAAUCAUAGCAACACCUCAAAAAAAAUAGAUUAUCUCAAUCAAACUUACUCAAAUGUCAACCUUUCAUUUUCUAACUCAAUUUCAAAAAUGACAAAUCAAUAA
This is a messenger RNA of Heterostelium album PN500, 1692 nucleotides long. RefSeq lists its product as uncharacterized. The coding region runs from base 1 to 1692 and encodes 563 amino acids. The record is from RefSeq and is a predicted model, not a curated record. Lineage: Eukaryota; Evosea; Eumycetozoa; Acytosteliales; Acytosteliaceae. The transcript is spliced from 5 exons.